Trichoderma reesei QM6a is the source of this 2682-nucleotide messenger RNA. RefSeq lists its product as uncharacterized. Gene Ontology annotation, biological process: DNA-templated transcription; regulation of transcription by RNA polymerase II. Gene Ontology annotation, molecular function: DNA-binding transcription factor activity, RNA polymerase II-specific; RNA polymerase II cis-regulatory region sequence-specific DNA binding; zinc ion binding. NCBI's taxonomy places the organism in Eukaryota, Fungi, Ascomycota, Sordariomycetes, Hypocreales, Hypocreaceae. The record is from RefSeq and is a predicted model, not a curated record. Gene Ontology annotation, cellular component: chromatin. The transcript has 4 exons. Bases 1 to 2682 code for a protein of 893 amino acids.
AUGACCUUCUUCUCCCCGAGUUGCAGACGCGUCGAGCAUGUCCAAAGACACGAGAGGACACAUACAAAGGAGAAGCCCUUCUCCUGCGGCUGGGAUCGCUGUGGGAAAACCUUUGGGCGUCGUGAUCUUCUCGUCCGGCACGAGAAGCUCGUUCAUCUGAAUGAAGGCCACAAGGACCCGUCCCGGCCGAGGAAGUUCUCUGGCGCAUCUCUGCACAAGCCUUCUCUUUCCGAUAGCCAUGUCGACCUCGACGCUAUGGGAAUUCACCGGCUGCGGCCACCCCCUCCCCCUCCCCCUACUACCACCACACUGCUCCCUCCAGCGCCGUCGCCGCCGCAUCAGCAGCAGCAACAGCAGCAACAGCCACAGCCGCCUCCACCGCCGUAUCAUCAUGGGUCCAUGAGUUCAGAUGGAGGGAGUCAUCUCGGCCCGCAGAACCCCCAAGUUGCGGCUCGAACUGCAGCUUGCAACCUGGAUCUUCUUUCUGAUGCCGCCCUGGCGAGUGAGGUCAACACCAUGCAGCCCCUGCUCAACGACAUGCCCCAGCCGCCCCCGACGCACUCCAGGGUCAAGAGCUAUCCGGACACCAUCGAAGGGUAUGGAGACCGCGCGCGAGCAGAUCCGCCCAUUCUCGCAGCUGGAUUUGGCCCUCAGCCCCAGCAGCCGGCUUACGAGGAUUACAACCUGUUCCUCGACGACUACACGACGCCGCAGCACUUUCUUCCUCCGCACUUUGAGCCUGAUCAGCAGAUGAACUUUUUUGCGCGAUCGCCGGCCGUCUUCCAGCGUGGUAAUUCCAAGCCGAACUCGCAACUCCCCUCCCGCUUUGGGUCUCUUGCCCCUGAUGCGCAGGAACCCAGCUCGCGCUUACACGAGGAACCAUCGCGGUCUCCUCUCCGAAUCUCAGUGGUCGACCACGGCAUUAUCAAGAACCGGCUUGAGGAGUUCUCGGCCGUGCUCCCGGCCGACUUUGUCUUUCCCUCUCGCUACACCCUCACUCGCUUCUUGGAGGGAUACAUUAGCGGAUUUCAUGAGCAGCUGCCCUUUCUUCACUUGCCAACGCUGUCUCCCACGGAACUCGCCCCGGAGCUGCUUCUCGCCAUUCUGGCCGUGGGGGCGCAGUACAGAUUCGAGAGCAAGAGGGGAUAUGCCCUUUGGUAUGCCGCAAAGUCGGUCGCAAUGGAGCAGAUUCGACGGCGGCAUAGUUCGGAGAUUCAUGCCCUCUUGCCCAACGCCUCCUCUUACAGUCCUCACUCGACACGCCCUUCACCCAGCACCUCUUACCGGCACUCAUUUGCGUCGGCGCAGUCGGAGAGGCCAAUCACCCAGGACACACAUCGAGAGCCAUAUUCUCCAAACACGCCCCAGUCUCGAUUGGAAACAAUCCAGGCCGUUCUUCUCCUAUUCUCUGUCGGCCUUUGGGGAGCCAAGACAAUCCUCAACGAGGCGCUGUCGCUGCAGAGCACGUUGGCUAUCCUGAUCCGAGAGGAGGGCCUCACGGAGGACAUUAGCCAAGCAAGCGUGACAGACUGGGAUGCUUGGAUCAAGCGUGAGGGGGCGACCAGGACCAAGCUGAUUGCUUACUCCUUCUUCAACCUCUGCAGCAUCGCAUAUGAUCUGCCGCCUCUGCUGGUCACAUCUGAACUCAAACUCUCGCUGCCUCUUCCCGCCAGGCUCUGGAGAGCGGAAACGGCGUGGCAGUGGCAAGAGCUGCGGCAGUCGACGCCCAUGGUGGAGAUUACGGUUCACGAGGCCAUUGCCCGGCUGUUUGGCCGGACCAACCAAGGACUGCCAAACCAUCUGUCGUCGCUGGGAUUCUACGUUCUCAUCCAUGUGCUGAUCCAGCACGUGUACUUCCUGAAGCAAACGUCACUAGCGGCCGGGCUGCCGUUCGAGGCGCAGCGCACCCUGAAGCCGGAGGAUGUGGAAGAAGUCACGCAGGCGCUCCGGGUAUGGCAUACCACGGUCGAGCAGCAUCACUAUCUCCUCGCCACGGGCUCCGGGCCGUUUGCCAGCACAGACUUUUCUCCCGGCGGCCUGCUGGCGUAUAACGCAACGGCUCUUUUGCGUCUUGCGUACAUUCGGCUGUAUAGCGACACUCCUCCAAGCAAAGAGCUGCAGACGAGGGACUCGAUGCUGAUGGCGUCGGCCAUGAUUUCCACCCCUCUGCUUGUGCGCAGUGUGCGGCUCCACGGAGCGGUGUUCCAAGCGGUUCACGCCUUGUCCAUGCUGGUCAAGGCGGGUGUCAACUAUGUUGCGAGAACCAAGUCUACAGAAUGGAGCAUUCAGCACUCUUUGUGUAAUUUCGAGUGUGCGCUUCUUCUAGCCAAGUGGCUGUUGACACUGGGAUCUCUUACGCCGUCUGAUGCUCCCAUCACCCUCGACGAGAGGAAUCUCUUGGAGACAGUGAGGAGGAUGCUGGACGAAACGGAAUUCGCCGUUCCCGUUGACCCGUCCUUGACUGGUGCAAAUGCAAACCCGCAGUUGGAAGCAGCAACCACAGACCCCAUGAAGCUGAGGCAGCUCGCAAGUGCAGUUGUGCGUCUCUGGGGCGAGACGUUCAAGGGCACUCACAUCUUUGACAUGAUCAAGACGAUGGGUGCCAGUUUGGAUGGGUAUGCUGACCUGGUGGACAAGCCGAGAGACCGCGUGGCUUUGGCACCAAAUGCGGCCAUGGCUUGA